This is a messenger RNA of Haemorhous mexicanus (house finch), 2759 nucleotides long. RefSeq names its product leptin receptor overlapping transcript like 1 (gene LEPROTL1). Lineage: Eukaryota; Metazoa; Chordata; Aves; Passeriformes; Fringillidae. The transcript has 4 exons. Gene Ontology annotation, cellular component: endosome. Bases 90 to 485 code for a protein of 131 amino acids. The record is from RefSeq and is a predicted model, not a curated record. Gene Ontology annotation, biological process: late endosome to vacuole transport via multivesicular body sorting pathway; negative regulation of growth hormone receptor signaling pathway.
UGCCCCUACGGCUUCCGCUUCCGCGCAGCAUUUCCGGUUUCCGGCGCGCGCCUCUCCGGUCCCGCGCGGCUGGCGGGACGGGCGGCGCCAUGGCGGGAAUCAAAGCGCUGAUCAGCCUGUCCUUUGGGGGAGCGGUCGGACUGAUGUUCUUGAUGCUCGGAUGCGCCCUGCCCCAAUACAACCGGUACUGGCCUCUGUUUGUUCUGUUUUUUUACAUCCUUUCUCCUAUCCCAUACUGCAUAGCAAGAAGAUUGGUAGAUGACACAGAUGCUACAAGUAAUGCCUGCAAGGAGCUGGCCAUAUUCCUUACAACAGGCAUUGUGGUCUCAGCAUUUGGGCUGCCCAUAGUGUUUGCAAGAGCAGAACUGAUUUACUGGGGCGCAUGUGCACUCGUUCUCACUGGGAAUACAGUCAUCUUUGCCACCAUCCUAGGAUUUUUCUUGGUCUUUGGCAGCAAUGACGACUUCAGCUGGCAGCAGUGGUGAAAGGAAGAUCAGAGAACUAUCCACAGGCAUCUUGUCAUGCAGUGGCCAUCCAUACAAAUGAGAGAAUGGGCAAUAAAGAGAAGUAGCAUAGCAAGCCUCUUGAAUAUUCUAGAUGCUCCUUUUGACGUUGUUCGUUCUGAGUGUACUACCGUUGCUGACAGGGUUUCUACGUUUUUAUGAAGUAGAGAGAUGAUUGACUUCAUUUUUACCUAUGGUAUGUUUUUAGGUGCUCUCUUGGUUUAAAAUUGUCAUUCUUCUGUCCAAUGUUUUAUGUGAAGCUUUAAACCAGGAACAACAUUUAAAUAUAGUUUCAGAGAUUUAAAGUUGGGGGGUUUUGGUGGGGUUUUUCUUUGUUGGUGUUUUUUUGGUUUUUGUUUUUUAAGUUAUGAAUUAAUACUAUGUUACUUUUUUUUUAUAAAUACCAGGAUUAAAUUAUAUACAAGCUGAAUGGAAGUAAGAGAUUGUCCACCACCAUUGCCAAUUACCAGAUCAAUAGAUUGUUGCUAUAUUUUAGCAGUGGCAAGGUGGGUUGGAGAGUACUGGUUGAAGAUUUUCUUCUGCCCAUACCUCAGACUGGGUGAUGAAUGUUGAUAGCCUUCAUUUCAGGAGAAGGCUGAGGAGCAGGUAAAGUUAUUUGGGAGAGAAGUCCUAAAUUUUAAUACCACUAGCUCUUUUACCUGCUUUGUCAUAGAUUCUGUGGAUGUGACAUUCAAAUACUCUGUAAAUCUAUUGAUGCUGACAUACAAAACUGAAGUGUAUUGUAGGGGAAGAGAAAAUGAUGUUUAAAUUCCAUUUUUUAAAAAAAGUAUCUUUUGAACUCUUUCUAUUUAUAAGCAUUGUAUGGUUUUGAACUUUUAUGUCAGCUUUUUACCACAAAGAUGGUAAAAUGUUCAUUUAUGGAACUACUGGUCUGUGUUAAUUUGAAGCAUAUACAAAGCUAUUUGCUCCUCUCCCUUUUUAAUUUAUUUUUUACAUAGCAUAUAUAUAUAAAUAUAUAAUAAACCAGCUUUUAAAAUGUAGAUUAAAACUUUGUGUAAAACUUGCCUGAGUUUUCCUGCCCCCACCCCCUUUUUUUUCUUUUUUUUUCCCCCCCUCAAUGCAGCUGAGGCACAACUUUUGGAAGUCACUGGCUGAACUGAUUUCACUGACUGUUUUUAAGUUCUUUUGCACUGUUGGUUAAUAAGAUUUACUGUUAUGUCUGUAACUGUAGCUUGUAUUCUGUAAGAUUGCACAUGUAGCUUCAAGUAUUUAAGACAAGUUUUCUGCAUACCUCUCAAUUGUCCAGAUUUUUUAUUUGAAGAAAUCUGCCACUGGGCAUUCCAUCACAGCACAGUUGAUGAGUACUACUUAAGCAGGUUUGGCUGUACCACAUGCAGUGAUGACCUUGACCAAACUUUUGAGCUGUAUUUUUCAAUUAUUUAAAAAUAAGUCUAUGAAACUUAACUGUGUAAUUGAAAGCUUAGGUUUUGCUCAACAGUAUGAAAAGGCAGAGAACUGCAGGUCUUGGCUGUAGUAUUUGUGUGCAGAUGCAAACCAAGUGUAGAGUUUGCAUGCAUAUAUAUAUAUAUAUCCCUCCACACACUGCUUUGUUCAUGUCCUGUGUGUGGAACAGAGGAACAAGCAGGUGCCAAGACUCCAGAGCAGAAGCCAGUCCAGAGCAGAUGUACUUCAGGCAUAACCAAGUGCUUCACCAGGCUGCCUGCGAUGGUGGCGUUCAGAGCUGCACGAGGACUGUAGGAUCACAAGUUUCUUUCCCUUUUACUGCAAGAUUUCUGCACCCACAACCCCAGUACGAUGGAUGCUUCAAAAAAUCUUCCAAACCAGUGGCUAAAGUUGCAGUCCUUAUGGAGGAGGAAUGCCUAGGACUUAUGUACAUAUAUGUACAUAUAUGAUCUGUUUUUAUAUGUACACAUAUGAUCUGUUACCUGUUCCUUUUUCAUGGUCAGGAACUGUUUUCUCCUUCAUUCCUGAAGCCACGUGAUGCUAUUCUCUGCAUCAUGGAGCUGACUCUGUAUGUACUGGUGGUGGAUUUUUUGUUUGCUAAUUGCAUUACAACACUCCCUCCUUGCUUGCACACCAAGUACGUGCAGUAUUGCUCUGAUUCAUGAGCGGGACACUUGAGAGGUAUGAUCCUUCCAUAUAAUAUGCACUGAGAUUGUGUUACCAUCCUUCUAGAGGGAAAAACUUUGAGCGAUACAAAUUUUAAAUAGCAAUCUUGAGUUCUGUAUGUUUAAUCAAAAAUACUCUAAUAAAAAGAGUAUUUUGUUUAAAGUA